Brassicogethes aeneus is the source of this 6822-nucleotide messenger RNA. The record is from the annotation of a GenBank genome assembly. NCBI's taxonomy places the organism in Eukaryota, Metazoa, Arthropoda, Insecta, Coleoptera, Nitidulidae.
CACAGCACCGCUGACGUCCGCCAAGUGACACGUCGGGACGCCCUCCCAGAUAUUCCUGUAACUGAGCUUCGUCGAAUGACGUCACGCCAUCGCGCUUGCCUGAUAUCUCUCACCGGUCUCGGCAUUGAUUAUUACCUACUGCGAGUGCGACUUACGUCAGGGUAGACAUGCACUCGUACUACUAUUUAUUUAUGUCCGCAACAGUGUAAAUACCUUUGAAUUUUCGUUUGCAUCCAAGCAAUCGGUUAUCGCGAUCGGAAUAUUGUUGACGCGCGUUUUUCCUUACACCCUCCCAUGCCAUGCUGGGAGACCUCCCCACAGGCAGGCUUUGAUUCGAAAAAAAUCAACAACAACUCGAGAAAAGGACCCUCAGUUCUGUAAGAGUAUGUGUUUAAGUGAUGGUUUUUUCAUGUGGAGGAUUUUUGCUAGGUAGAUGACACACAACUCUACAUUCGAUCGGAAUUAGGAGAAGAAUGUUUAACUUUAUUUUAUGAGAGACACGUUCACUGGGAAGAAAUCAUGGGAAACUCCUGCAGCAGUGGACAGGCCCACAAGGAUAAGGAUAACAUGUCCCAAAGAUCAGAAGAGUCUGGCAGCUACCAAAUCCGGACUAGCUUGCCCAGCGAUAAACAGCAGACCCUUCUGAACCACAUAACGCCCCACUCGGGGGUGAUUCUGGAACCGAGCACGGCAGGUCAACCGCCCCUUCAACAGGUCCACGCCGCUCCUUCCGCACACGCUGAAAAGAAAACCAACCUGUCCAAAGUGCUACAAGGAAUUACUGCCGCCAACAUCUCAGCAGAUUCGAUGUCGUUAAGCUCACCACCGGGGAUUCAUAGUCCCAAAAGUUUCGAUAAACUAAUAGAUGGGAAUUUGCCAAAACGAGAAGAAGUGUCCAGUUUGUCGGAACAGUUGCAAAACUUGAUUAUGGGUAGAGUUGCCAACGCCAAAACGGCGACAAGGACAAGAAAAAUUGUUGUAUACGUAUGCGCAGCAGAUUCUCAAGAUUGUGGCGUGGAAAAGGCAUCCUUGCACAACACCGUUUAUCCCGAACUAAGGACGCGAUGCAGAGCCAAGGGAUACGAGCUACAUAUAGUCGAUUUGCAUUGGAAAACGCUUCUGGAAAAACAACAGGAUCACGAAUUUCCCGAGCUUUGCAUUGGGGAACUUACACGACAAAUGGAGGUGGCGUACGUAAUUCCAGUGCUUUUCCUCAAUAACUCACUGGGGACUCCCCUGCUACCAAUCACAAUAGAAAGUGCAGACUUUAAGAUGGCCAUGGAAAGCGCUGAAAAUCAAUCCGCUCAAAGUUUAUUAUCAAAGUGGUACCAAUUAGAUAGCGAUUCUCAACCACCUUGCUAUCGCCUCCAACCGAUCUCAUCUCACAUACCGGGCUUCAAGGAAACAUCUACAGAGUUCAGGGAAAAAGCUUUCGAAGAGUGGCGGAGCGAAAUUGAAAAGAUGUUGGGAGUUCUCAUCACAGUGUUCUCGCAAGAAUUAAGGGACACCUACCUUACGACAGUGGUGGAGCAAGAAGUACACAACACGGUAUUUAUGAGCCAAGAGUUGGCCAAGAGGUGCAUUUGGAUGAACAGGGUAUACAUGCCGACUGAGAAAACUCCCGAAAACAUGACCCCUUGUGAUGCUGAAGGUUACAGAAGACUGAGUGUUUUACAGAAGGAUUUAAGGAAUCAACUAACAGAAAAGCACAUAAAUCGCAUCCCAGUCAAAUUUGUGGAAGGCGGUUUGAACUUGGAGAACCCUGAUCACCAACAGUACGUCUCUAUAGUGACGACGAAUUUACAGAAACAAUUACAGGAAAUGAUUGAUUCUAUAAUAGAAGAACACCAGGGCAAAACGAUGUUAAAGCCGAGUUACGGAAUUGAGGCUGCCCUCUUUGAGGAGCUCAACCAGCAGACCAGUUUUUGCCAAAAAGCUGCACAAUGUAGUAUUAAUAGGGACAAAACAAUAACUAACAUUAGAUUAUAUAUUACCGGUGAAAGCACAGCCCCUUUAUUCCUCUACGGUCCUGGUGGUUGUGGAAAAACCACACUGUUGUCUCGUGUCGCACAGUGUUGCCAGCAGUGGUUACCCGAAGCUUUUGUUAUUUUAAGAUUCGUCGGUAUUAGCGCUCAGUCGAGCACUUUAGAGCAAAUACUUAGUUCAAUUACAAAUCAGUGUUCAAUUUUAACCUAUGGUCAUAAAUGUUUCUGCGAGCACAAUUUGGAAACUUACGAGAAGGAGUUCCCAAAUCUUCUGAAGGCCAGCUGCUUGCAAAGGCCGUUAAUCAUAGUUUUGGACGGCAUAGAUCAAGUGAGGCCGUACAGCUCGAAAACAAUUGACUGGCUGCCCACCAAGCUUCCGGACAACGUAAAACUAAUAAUUUCUGUAUCAGAAGGUAGCGAAAUACACGAUGAAAUCACUCGUAAAUUUAACGAAAAUAGUUUUAUUAAAAUGCCUCUUCUCGGAGAGGCUGAAGCCAAAGGUAUUCUUAUGUCUAGCGUAAUGCAAUAUAAUCAUAGCGUUAAUUCUAAAAUUCAAGACUGUGUGUUGAAAUCUGUCCAAGAGUGCACUCUUCCAUUAUAUUCCAAGGUUUUAGCUUGGCAAACGUCUUGGUGGGUGGAUAAAGAACACGACAUCGUUCCUAAAGGUCACGUAGAUGAUCAAUUAAGCUUAAUGUUAGAGGAAUUGGAAACCAUACUGGAAAAGACGCAGGUCCAGCAUGCCCUUGCAAUCAUUACGUGUACCAAACACGGUGUCACAGAUUCGGAAAUGAUAGACUUGCUCGCGUUUGACGAGAACUUUCAUAGCAGCACUACUUAUGUUUCUUGGGCACCAGCUUGUUUGGCAUGGUCCAGGCUGAACAAACAUUUAGCUCCUUUUCUGCAAUGGACAUUGACAGGUGGCGUACUGGGCGUUCAAUGGAGAGACAAUAUGCUCAGACAAGCCGUAGCAACAAGAUACAAGGAGCACACUAAAUGGGCUCACCAAAUGAUAUACGAUUAUUAUAUUGGGAAAUGGUGGACGACCAAACCCAAAAAUGUACAAGCCAGACUUGUUUCUCAAGACAACAUUCUAGGAAAAUGUUACAAUAGAAGAAAACUAGAUGAACUGCCAUUCCAUUACUACCAACUAAACUCGGAAAUAGAAAAAUCCUCCUUCAUAUCAGACUUAAGUUGGAUAUACGAUAAAGUCUGCGGUUCGAACUGCUACCAAAUCCUGGAGGACAUAAACCUUCAAUCCGAAAUCACCGAAUCGUACACAAAACUGAUAAAAGACUUUAUCGAGACGCACGCCAGUCUUCUGAACUACGACGGCCGACAGUUCUACUCACACCUGAACAAAUAUUUGGAGGACAAAAUAAAGAAGAACGAAUUGACGGACUUGAGCGAUAAAGUGAAGGAAAUGCACGAGCUCGCCAAGAAUCCUCCGGUUUUGACGUUGAUACCGCUUAAUUGCGAAACAUUGGACCAAGACAGUGAAAAUAAGGACAGGACAUUUAAGGAUGUCGCGUUCGACUUAGUUUGUAGGGUACCUGACACCGACAGGUUCAUCGUUACUGUGUCUACCAAUAAACAGGAGAUAUGCGUGUGGGAUGUUCAAACGUCAAAGGCUGUAAGGACAUUGACGGGAGUGCCUCAUCCGACCAACUUAAUACCGAUAGACCAGUUCAAAUGUAUAGUAUUAUGUAGAAGGGAGUUAAGAAUAUACGACUUAAACUCUGGUAGUUUCCUGACCAAGCUUAAGGGAGUUAUGAACCAGAAAAUGCCUUAUUACGGGCUCCACGACCAAUCGCAUCUUGUAGCGCUUAGUAGAAACAGAAUGUACAUUAAUCUCAUGAACUUGGAAACAGGUGAUUGCGUUACUACUUUCAAGGCUGGGGAGGACCGCUUUCUUAAUUCCCUGCUGGUUUCAGGAGAUGGGAGAGUCCUUGUGUGUGGUGACGAGACCCAAAAACCUUUUCCUUUGUUAGUGUGGAACUUGCAAUCGAAGAAACUGCUGUACGACCUUAGAAUAUCCCAUCACGAUUUUAUCACCUCGUUGUCUGCAAUAACCUACGAGGGAAACUAUGUUUGUUGCGUUUGUCACGAGAUCGACGAACCUAAUCCGAAUUUCAUUGUUGUUUAUGAUUUGCAAAGUGGCACUUUGUUCAAAAAAUGGAAGCCGUCCUGUAACACGGUUUCCUUAGAAAUAAGCUCUCAAGGUGGCUGUGUCAUUUCUGGACUGGAGGAUGCCAGGAUUCUCGUGUGGGAUCUCAUAACAGGAAACUGCCGAUGGUCUUUGUUUGGACACACAGCUCCAGUUUCUACUUUAAAAUUGGAUCCUACAGGUGGCAUGUGUCUUUCGACAGACGCUGAUUGUAGGGAUCGUUCUAUACGAGUUUGGGAUCUCAAUAAAGGUAAUUUAGUAGCUGUAUAUACCCCAAAAACCGAUAUAACCGCCUGCGAAAUCACCUCGAACGGUCAACAUAUCGUGCUUGCGCUGGAAGGCAUCGAGCAGCCAAUCACAUUGCAGUUACGCGGCCCCCAAGUGGCUCACAAUCAAGAAGGCGACGGAGAAUCGUACGGAAACGAAGAGAACGCGGGAAAAAUCUUCGAGCUAAAAGACGAAUGCUGACCGACAUAGACUAUAAAUCAUUUAAGUAUCCCAGGAAUUGUAUUAUACUCGAAUUUUUGUUUGUAAGGGGGACUUCCACUGUCAAAAAUAUGAAAAUAAGAAAAAUGGGUCUUUCAUACCCAGGGAACAACAUAAAUUAAAAAUAUCUCGAAUCGAUUUCACAUUUUCAUAAUUUUUUAACACCCUUUACAUAAAAUUACAUUUUUUUUUAUGUCAAUGUUAUUUUUUAACGAUUUCCUAAUUUCUAAAACUUAUAACAUUUUCAAAAUUCACAUAAAUGUGUGGGAGAAUUUUAGAAAGUUCUUUUAGAAUUUUAGAAAGUUCUGAGAAUUAUAAAAAAUUCCAAAAUACCAACAAUGUCCUACAUAUUUAAAAUUUAUAAGUUUUUAAAUUCUGUAGAAUUUUCAUUCAAAAUUUUUAGUUUUUUGUUAAAUUUCCUAAAUUUUAACAUUUUCAAAAUAAUAAAAUUAUAGAAAAAUGUAAUUUUUUUAAAUCUACAAAAUUUAUAACAUUUUUAAAAUUCAUAUAAUUUUUAAAUGAGUGGGAGAAUUGAAUUGAAUAUUGAAAGUUCUGAAAAUUAUAAAAAUUUCCAAAAUAUUUAAAAUUGUAAAAUUUUUAGUAUUUCAAAAUUUUUCAAAAUUACCAAAAUUAAUGACAUUUUUUAAAUUCAGUAGAUUUUUCUUUCAAAAUUUUUAGUUCCAUAUAAUUUUCAAAUGAGUGGGAGAAUUUUAGAAAUAUUGAAAGUUCUGAAAAUUAUAAAAAUUUCCAAAAUAUUCAAAAUUCAACUCUUUACAUAAAAUUCCAAUUUUUUUAUGUCAAUGUUAUUUUUUAACGAAAAAAUUAAAAUAUAUAUUUUUUUGUAAACUCAACCCUGGGACCUACUGUAUACAUAUUAAAUUUUAUGCCUAUAGGCAUGUAUACAUAUAUAUUUAUACAAGUAAAAAGUUUGUUCCUAUAAAAUAAAAGUCAUGGCAAUUCAUUGUUAAUUUUGUAAAAUAAUGUAUAUUAAAAAUUUUAUUGCUCCCUGGGAAUUUUAAAUAGCAGGAAAAAAAGAAUAUAUUUUUCUUAUAUCUUGCUUAAUUUUAAGAUUUUAAAACCCCACUUUAUUUGAAAAUAAAAUAUUUUAUUUAUUUAAUUUAACGACGUUUCUUAAAUUUUUCGACUUUUCAUAAAAAUUGGCUUCUAUCGGAAGUGAGCACGGCAUCCUCCAUCGCACACUAGAUUGCGACAGAUACAGUGCUCUGAUUGGUUAAUCACAUCGGGUAGAUUCCGAUUACUCUCUAGAAAGCAAAGUGGCCAAUUUCAAGAAAACUGUUUUGCAUCUAGAAUUUUUUAUUUAUUUAAUUCUUAAAAAGUUUUUAAUCAGUUUAAAAAAACUUAUUUUUGUAUAUUUAACAGUUAAAUGUACCCCUAGUCGCGUAUUUGUCAAUAUUUUAAGACUGCGAACUGUGCUGGUAGCAGUUCAGGUUUAAAUAAAGCAUUUAAGUAAAAUAUUUAUUAUUUAGGAGGAUAAUGUUAGGUGUUUUAGAUCGACUUUGGUUCCUAUAAUAAAGUUAAGAUUAAAAUUAUUAGGUGAGAUUUAUAUACAGGGUGUUCCAGCACAAUACAUUGUUAUUGUUUUUUAAGAUUUUCUUAAUCAUUUAAUGUCACCAAAGGAGCAAUAUUUGGUACAUAGAUACAUAGGUAUAUUUACAUUCACUGCUAAGGUUUGCCUACUAAAUUCUGGGACACCUUGUAUAUUUUUAAGCAAUUGUAUUUUUUUUUAAAUUACAUACCUACUCAUUUCGCAAUAAAAGUAGGUAUAGGUAGGUAUCUACCUAAAGGUAUAUCGGGAAUGUUUAAAAAAACACAACAUAUUUAUUAUUAUAUAUAAGUGUGAAUAUUUUAUAUACCUACUGCUUUGGAUUUAUUUUUUUUAUUAUAAUUAAUCCAUUGUAAGUACAAUUAGAUAUGAACUAGUCCUUUAAAUAUUUUAGAUGGCAAAUCCUGGAGGAUAUUAUUCCAAUUUUGUUGAAAAAUUAAUAAAUAUUUUCCAAAGUAAAAUAUUGACAAAUAAGCAAUAAAUGCAAGUGUUAUAGUGUAAUUAAAAACCCUAUUGUUAAAAAAAUAAAUUCCCAUCUGGUAUGUGGAACAAUAUUAAUUGAGACAUUAUAUUUGUAUGUUGUGAUUCUUGUGUAUAAAUAAAUGUAAUAAAUAUUAUUUCAA